UUUUCAAAGCCAUGCAACCAAUCGAUCUCUUUGAGAAGCUCAAGGUUCACGCGGCUCUUGUGGUCUUGCAGCUUGGGUUUGCCGGGUUUGAGAUACUGACCCGGAAUCUUCUCAUCGAUGGCUUCAGUCCUUUUGUUUUCCCAGUAUACAGGAACGCGAUUGCUUUCCUGGUGCUGGCACCGCUUGCUUACUGGUUGGAGAGAAACGAGCGACCAAAGCUAGAGUGGGCACAACUUCCGAUGUUUCUGUGUCUCGGGACGAUCGGGAUCCUUGGCAACCAGAUCAGCUAUAUAUUGGGCCUGAGAUACACAUCGGCUUCCUUCACUUCAGCGUACAGGAACUCGAUGCCUGUCUUCACUUUCCUAAUAUCUUACUUUAUCGGAAUAGAGCGAGUAAAGCUUAGAACUCGAGAAGGACAAGCUAAGAUUCUUGGGACUACUUUCGGAGUUACUGGUGCACUGAUAAUGUCCCUCUACAGAGGAGCAGAGAUCAUACGGCCGCCUUCUCCAGGCAAUCGCUUGCUCCAUGGGUUUCACUUCAGCUCAUGGAAUCUAGGCGUUGUGAUCCUGACGGCAGCGUUCCUGUCUUUUGCCAUCUUCCUGAUCUUACAGGCGCAACUCAUGAAGACAUUUCCUGCUCCGCUAUCCAUCGCUUCUAUAUCGAUUGGCAUCGGUUGCAUUGAGCUCGCCAUCCUGGCUCUUAUGAUCGAUCGCAACUUCUCGAGGUGGAAGCUAAAUUCAACGUCGGCCACCAUUACAGUUGUAUAUGCUGGUGUAGUCGCCUCGGGGCUGGUCUCUGCGAUACAGUCGUGGGGAGUGAAACGAUGCGGCCCAGUGACAGUAGCGGCGUAUCAGCCCCUCGAGACAGUGGCUGUUGCAGUGCUGAGUUUUCUCUUCUUGAGAGAAGGAUUUCGACUAGGAAGCAUGGUGGGAGCCGCAAUCGUCGUCUCGGGCUUGUAUUUAUUGAUAUGGGGACAGUCCAAGGAAAAGAAAGAUAACUCUUUGCAAAAGCCUCUGUUGCGCAAGGUAAGGAAUUCACCAAAGCUUGUCAAUUGGGAAGCACUGUUUUGCACAACAGGACAGUGCUGCCGAGGCCGCGUAGCCAAAUCGAGGUGGCUGUCAACGAAUAAUUUAUUUUUCGAUGGAAUCUUUGCAAGCCUGCUGUCAUUCCAUUGUUUGAAUAUUUUAUCACCCUUGAUUGAAUCAUGAUGUCCCUUUCCUUUUAUUUUAGAAAGCCGUCGUAUGCUGGCUUAGAAAAAUAUGCAGCCUCCAAACUAAUGAACAAAACGUAUCUCAACAGAGGACGAGCUUGAUAAUU
Selaginella moellendorffii is the source of this 1317-nucleotide messenger RNA. RefSeq names its product protein WALLS ARE THIN 1. Bases 12 to 1208 code for a protein of 398 amino acids. Gene Ontology annotation, molecular function: transmembrane transporter activity. Gene Ontology annotation, cellular component: plasma membrane. The transcript is spliced from 7 exons. The record is from RefSeq and is a predicted model, not a curated record. Lineage: Eukaryota; Viridiplantae; Streptophyta; Lycopodiopsida; Selaginellales; Selaginellaceae.